This is a messenger RNA of Fusarium sp. VM40, 2532 nucleotides long. The record is from the annotation of a GenBank genome assembly. Lineage: Eukaryota; Fungi; Ascomycota; Sordariomycetes; Hypocreales; Nectriaceae.
AUGGUCGCCCCAAAGAAAUCGAAUCGAUCCCAUACACCAAAGAAGGCACCUGCUGCCUCACAAGUUUCAAAGAAACCGGUCAAGGCCAAUCAAAGUAUUCUUAGCUUUUUCAAGAAAGCUGAGAAGCAUGAAGCCUCUCUUUUUCUAGGAGCUGCCCCGGACGCCAUCGAGACCGAGGAUCUCUAUACCGCCGAUGACGCUGACAACUUGGUUCGAUAUAAUGAAGCCGAAUCGCCGGUCAAGAGGCGUAAACUCAGCCAAGAACCUGAGCCAAUAACUAAGACAGAGGCAUCAAUCAAAAGUGAAGAGGUGGUGAUAUCAGAAGACCGCUCAUCCCCAGUCAAGGAUGAUGGCGAGCCUCGCCGGAAGCCAACAAAACCCAAAAUUAAGACGCCCUUCGUGAUGGAUUCGGACAGCGAGGAUGAACCUGAAGACGAGGCCAAAACCGCAAUCAACAAGCCUGAAAAGACUGGCCAAUGUACGGAGUUUACCCCACCUCGCAAGGUCCGGACGGACGGUUUUACUAAGGACGAUAAAAAGAAAGAGACAGAUAACAGGACCCCAACCUUGAAACAGGAAGAUUCGAUAUAUCAGCAAUUUAGCGAUCUCGGAGAAAUAGCGGACGAAGAAUUGAACGACUUGAACAACCUUGAGGGAGAAGAAAUGCGGGUGAUGCGCUUAAUGAAGGAGCAAGCCCGAGCGGAGGCGGAGGAAGCAGGAAUCUCGAGUGAGGACCUGGCUGACGAUCCCCUCGACGAUGAUUCUAUGACCGAGAGCUGCCCUAUUUGUAAUGGUAGUCUGGCAGGGAUCUCGGUAGAUGAGGCAACGCGGCAUGUUAAUUCAUGUCUUGACGGACACCCAAUUCCCUUGCCCAAGAAGGAGAAAUCAACGCCAGAGAAAAGCAUAGCACCGAAGCAGGAUGCUACACCCGAAAUUGAAUCAGCCAGCUUAAGUACAAGAUUUGCACGAGCUGCCGUUCCCAGACCCGGUCAAGCCAACCCCAUCGAGAUAAAAAGUUCUGGUCCUGCAUCAAAAUCGGCCUUUUCUAAACUCAUGUCCAACAAUGCUGAAGAUUCAGCUUGGCAGGAGGCUGCCGCCGCCGAAAAUGCAUCUCGAGGAAAGCAAGCUUAUGAGCGGACAUGUCCUUUUUAUAAGAUCAUGCCUGGAUUCUCUAUUUGUGUGGAUGCGUUCCGUUACGGUGCUGUGCAGGGCUGCAAAGCAUACUUCUUAAGUCAUUUUCACAGUGAUCACUACAUUGGCCUAACGGCAAAAUGGUGUCAUGGGCCUAUAUAUUGCAGCAAGGUUACUGGCAGUCUUGUCAGGAAUCAACUUCGUACUGCAGCAAAGUGGGUUGUGGAGCUUGAGUUUGACAAGUCCUACGAUAUUCCAGGGACUGAAGGUGCAACAGUCACUAUGAUACCAGCCAACCAUUGUCCAGGAAGUUCCCUCUUUCUUUUUGAGAAGACGAUGAAGCAAGGGGCCAACAGCCGUGUGCAACGUAUAUUACAUUGCGGAGACUUUCGAGCUUGUUCUGCCCAUGUCACGCACCCUCUCCUCAAACCAGAGAUUGUCGAUUCCAUCUCUGGAAGUACCAAACAACAAAAGAUUGACAUAUGCUACCUGGAUACCACAUAUCUCAACCCACGAUACUCUUUUCCACCCCAGGAUGACGUUAUCAAGGCAUGCGCUGACCUUUGUGGUUCCAUGUCUCCUGAUCCCAACUGCAAGGAUGACAUCUGGGAAAAGGCAGGAGGGACACCGACUGUCAAUAAGUUUUUUGCACGCACAAAACCCGACGAGUCAGGGGAUGUCAACGGCACCAAGAAGCCUCCUCAACGGCUGCUCGUGAUUUGCGGCACUUAUUCGAUUGGCAAAGAACGCAUAUGUAUAUCUAUUGCUAAGGCACUCAAGUCCAAAAUAUUCGCAUCACCGAACAAGAUCAAGAUCUGCAAACAACUUGACGAUCCUGAACUCUCAGCGCUUCUCACAGCUAAUCCGCUUGAGGCACAAGUGCACAUGCAAAUGUUAAUGGAGAUUCGUGCAGAGACACUCCAAGAAUAUCUCAACAGCUACAAACCGUACUUUAGUCGCAUUGUUGGAAUGCGCCCUAGCGGAUGGAAUUUCCGGCCAGCAGGCAAAUCAAUCGGCGCCAACACUCCACCUGGCAGUAUCCCAACCCAGCAGAUUCUUCACGAUAAAAACUGGCGAACACGGUUUGGAUAUAAAGAUUUUAUUCCGCAGAGGGGCAGCACUAAGGAAGCCAUGUGCUUCGGGGUUCCAUAUUCAGAACACAGUAGUUUCAGAGAGCUAGCCAUGUUUGUUAUGAGUCUGAGGAUUGAAAAGGUUGUGCCAACGGUCAACGUGGGGAGUGACCAGUCACGAAAACGGAUGAAGGGUUGGAUAGACCGUUGGCUGUCAGAAAGAAGGCGAGCAGGGUUGGUGAGGCCGCUUAUUGAAGGCGAAGACAAUAAGAUCUCUGAGGAGGAACUGUGGGAUGGUAAAUCCGGCAACGCAGGAGGAGCAUAUUGGUAA